AUGGAUAAUCAGAUAACUCCGAUUUAUUUAGAUCAUAUAGAUAGAGUAUCAAAAAAGAGAUCAAAAUCUAUGAAAUAUAAUGAUGAAAGUUUUCAAAGUAGAAAUAGUUCAUAUUGUGUAAAUAGAAAAUUAUCAGAAAUGAAUUCAACUAAAAUAUAUUCAGCUGCUGAGAUGAAUUAAAUAAUAAAACAUGCAAAACUUUGUGGGAUGUUAGAUAAUAAUUCAUAAGUAUUAUUACAUUAAUUAUAGCAUUAAUAAUAAUUAUUAGAAUAAAAUAGAAGACAUUUUGAAGAAGUUAGAAAUCUAUAGAGAAGUUGGCAUUACUAUAAGAUUAGAUAAGAAGAAUAAAACUUAAAAUUCAAUAGAAUUCCUAUGGAAUAACAUUAUUAAUUGAAAUAAAAUCAUAAAAGGAGAGAUAUUAAUAUAUAAAGAUUAAUUUAAGAAUAGAAAAGUGUAUUCUUAACUCACAAUACAUAAACAAUCAAAUAGUAGGAUUUGAUAUAUCUUUUAUCUGAAUAAAUUUAAUUAUGA
Messenger RNA from Paramecium pentaurelia, 531 nucleotides. The record is from the annotation of a GenBank genome assembly. Lineage: Eukaryota; Ciliophora; Oligohymenophorea; Peniculida; Parameciidae.